AUGGAGAACAAUUCACGUGUCGUGCUCUCUGCGACCUGGGCUCUCAGGCAUCCAGGGGAGAUACGAAUUGAAGGAAUUGGUUCUAGCGCUGCGGUCUACAGUAAAGGUCACAUAACAGUACAGAUGCAGUCUGCCUUUGACAACAACAUUAACUUCAAACUCGAGGCUUAUGUCGUGCCGACAAUAACCUCAGUAACGCCAGRUACGCAUAUAGACGCAGAAGCUUGGAGCCAUUUAAAGGAUUUGCCGCUAGCUGACCCAACUUUUGCCACUCCAAGUUCGGUGGAUCUGCUACUUGGUGAAGACGUAUUAAUGGGUCUCAUUCAAAGCUUCUGGGAACUCGAAGAGCCCAUACCAUCUUCCGAAAUUCACGUCGAUGACUGUGAAACGAUCUUCAAUGACACAGUUACCCGCACCUCAGACGGCAGGUACCAGGUGCAAAUAUUAUUUCGACCAGAUGCUCCUGCUCUUGGAGAAUCACAUCAAUCGGCAGUCUGCCAGUUUCUACAACUCGAGCGGCGGUUGAUGAACGACCCAUGUCUUCGUGAGCAGUACAUUGCAUUUAUGCGAGAAUACAUUGCUCUCGAUCACAUGGAGGUUAGCAAGCAARCUUUCACCAACAAAGAAAAUGGUUACUUCAUACCUYAUCAUGCGGUAACCACAAAGUUUCGCGUAGUUUUCAACGCUUCCGCGAAGACAUCGAAUGGGACAUCCUUAAACGAUACACAGUGUUCUGGACCACAACUACAUGCCAAUAUUGUCGACAUAUUUCGCAAAUGCAAGGUAGCCAUCACUGCAGACAUACAGAAUAUGUUCCGACAAAUACUGUUAGAUAGACGACAUCGUAAAUGGCAGCAAAUACUUUGGCGUGAAUCGCCAAAUGAACCCCUUCAAGUGUACGAAUUGAAGACGGUAACUUAUGGAAUGGCGUGUAGUCCAUUCAACGCAAUACGCGCACUGCGUCAAUGUGCGAAUGACAAUUAUGAAGUCAUCUGUGACCCAAGCCAAGCUGCCGCAGCGCAUCAUAGCAUACUUUAUAAUUUCUAUGUUGAUGACUAUUUGGAUAGCGUCRACAGCGAUGAACYUGCUAUUACCCGUGCUCAAGAUGUAGCGACUAUUUUGAAACAAGGACAAUUCAUAUUGGGAAAGUGGAAUUCCAAUUCUAUACACGUAUUAUCUGCGAUAACUGGUACAACAGUUUCUGCAUCAGAACUAGAGUUGAACAACUCAACAACAAAG
Molecule: messenger RNA, 1239 nt
Organism: Bactrocera latifrons
Lineage: Eukaryota; Metazoa; Arthropoda; Insecta; Diptera; Tephritidae
Exons: 3
Source: RefSeq, a predicted model, not a curated record